Messenger RNA from Sinocyclocheilus grahami, 1239 nucleotides. RefSeq names its product tumor necrosis factor ligand superfamily member 6-like. The record is from RefSeq and is a predicted model, not a curated record. The transcript has 6 exons. Gene Ontology annotation, biological process: immune response. Gene Ontology annotation, molecular function: tumor necrosis factor receptor binding. NCBI's taxonomy places the organism in Eukaryota, Metazoa, Chordata, Actinopteri, Cypriniformes, Cyprinidae. Bases 1 to 576 code for a protein of 191 amino acids. Gene Ontology annotation, cellular component: membrane.
AUGGAUCUGUGUGGUAGAGUGUUUGCUGCUGUGCUGAAGGAAGCUGCAUCAUCAGAUAUCCAUAAAGUGGAAUAUGUAAAAGGAGAGAAGUCCACGUCUCCCAGAAGUUCACAUGAUUACAAUAAAGCUGUGCCUGCGAAACCUCCCAAAGCUGAGAGCAAACCGGCAGCAUUUCUGCAAAUCGCUUCACCCGCGUCUGGCAGGAACGGUGUCCUGCACUGGAGAGCCGACAGCUUCCCGGUGUUCACGAGGGGACUGGAAUACAAGAACAACAGCCUGUACGUCCACCAGGACGGAUACUAUUACAUCUUCUCCAAGAUCGCUCACCUGGAGAACUGCAACUUCUUCAAGCAUCAGGUCAUGCAGUGCACGGAGAGGUACAGCUCACAGGCCAUCGAGCUGAUGCAGAGCUCCAGGUUUAUCUGCGUGCCCAAUAAAUCUCAGUGGAGGGACAACAGCUACCUGGGAGGCAUCUUCCAGCUGUAUAAAGGAGACAGUGUGUUUGUGAAGGUCAAUAACAGCUCGCAGGUGCACGGUGAAGCUUACGAGAACUUCUUUGGGGCCUUCAUGGUCUAAAUACUGACAUACUGCUGCAAGAAAAUCACACACACACACUCUCAGGUUCUCAUUCCAGUUUUCAAUAUUAUUUGACAUAUUUAGCGAAUUGUUGCAAUAUAGAAUUGUGCUAUUUUUUUAUUUUUGUUUCUGCAGGUGAAUAAAUAUAUUUAGUGUGAGUAUGGCUGAAACCUGACCCUCGGAUCAGAUGCCAUUUCUCGUAAAGCUAAACGAUAAUUCUGCCAGUUUGUGUGUUAGAGGCCCAUUCACAGGAAACCAUUUGAAAAGAAACAUAUUUUCAUUCACUUAUUUUUAAAUAAUUGCACUAUUUAAGAAAUCAUGUUUCAAAUGCUUGUAAACUUGUUAGUGCCAUCUAUCCUUUAUCUAUUAUAAGCUGAUGUCAGUUUAUAUACAUGUAUUACAUGUCUCUGUUUGAAGUGCUGCAUUCUGGAAUGUUUCAGUGCAAUUCAUAAUGUAACAUGCAUCUCAGCAUUGCUGUAUAAACCAGAGAUUUCUUCUAUGGUCAGGUUUAUUAUUCUUUGUUUUAUUUUUCCCAACUGUUGUCAUGAUGGAGCAAUUGUUUCAGAGUGUCUUUUUGAGCAAGUACCUCAGUACCGCCACAGCAAGUCAAGAACACACGUUAAAGAAAUACUUCACCUAAACAUUUUAAUUUGCAGAUCAUCC